CACUGAUAGGCGGCACUGACUGGCACUGAUUGGCAUUGAUAGGUGGCACUGAUGGGUGACACUGAAAGGCAGCUCAGAUGGGCACUGAUAUGUGGCAUUGAUGUGCACUGGUAGGCACUGAUAUGUGCAUUGAUGUGGCACUGACAGCUGGCACUGAUGGACACUGACAGGUGGCACUGCUGGGGCUACACUGAUCAUCAGGGCACACUGAUCAUCAGUGCCCUGAUGAUCACUGUCAGCGUGACAGCUCAAGAGGAGAGAAAUGCCGAUUACCGACAUUUCCCUGUUUACAUGUGAUCAUCUGUGAUUGG
Messenger RNA from Staurois parvus, 311 nucleotides. The record is from the annotation of a GenBank genome assembly. NCBI's taxonomy places the organism in Eukaryota, Metazoa, Chordata, Amphibia, Anura, Ranidae.